GUGAUCAAAAAUAAAACCCCAAAACUUCAAGCUCAACCCAUAUUAUAUGUCAACAACGAUCCAUAUAUGAAAUGAUCUGUCUCACUGUCAGUCUGCACUGGCGCUACAUUGAAAAGUAGAGUCUGUUCCUUUAAAUGCCAGGACCGUAUGAUGUCAGGGGGAGUGCAGUUCAAAUGCAGUCCAUGUGAGUUGCUCUCACUUCCUGCACAGGGAGAGACAGGCGGAGAGAGAGCGACGCAAGACAGAGGGGCCUGGGUACUGGAGUGUAGAGACCCUGCAAACUUUGCUUUUUAAGAAAAUACUGCACCGCUGACAUAUCCCAAAUCGUUUGCUUUAUACAGAAGGAACCCUGCGGAUGCGUUCCCAGACAGCUGCUGCCCCAGUGACCCCUGAAGACUGCCCCCAUUCCCCAGCACCAUGUCCCAGCUGCUGCACAUGGAGAUCCCCAACUUUGGGAGCACGGUGCUGGGCUGCUUGAAUGAGCAGAGACUGCUUGGACAGUACUGCGACGUGUCCAUUGUGGUCAAGGGCCAGGCCUUCAAAGCUCACCGGGCGGUCCUGGCUGCGAGCAGCCUGUACUUCCGCGACCUCUUCAGCGGCAGCUCCAAGAGCCACUUUGAGCUGCCCUCCACGGUGCCUCCAGCCUGCUUCCAGCAGAUCCUGUCCUUCUGCUAUACAGGCAAGCUGACCAUGGCAGCCAGUGAACAGCUUGUCAUCAUGUACACAGCCGGGUAUCUGCAGAUCCAUCACAUUGUGGAGCGGGGCAUGGACCUCAUGUUUAAAGCCAGCUCUCCUCACUGUGACUCCCAGACUGCUGCUGUGGAAGACCCAGGAUCAGAGCCUCAAAGCCCCUGCAAUAACAACCUUGGACAGGCUGCAGUCUCCGCUUUGACCUCUACAGGCUGGUCCCCAACGCUGCCUCUGUCCCUGCGCAGCCGCAUCAAGCAAGAAGGCAUGGAGUCUCCUCUGGCUCUCCAAGCGUUGGCUCACAAGCGCGGACAGCAGGACCAGGUUGUGCUGGGCGCCAGGCUCGCCCGAGGGGCUCCUCUCUACUACUCUGGCAGUAGCGCUAGUCUUGGGGCUGUUUUCUCCAGUGCCCAGCUCUACCCUGUGCCCACUGGGGAGCGCUCGAGCCCAGGUGCCUCUAGCCUGCACACAACCGACAGCCCCACAUCCUACCAGAAUGAGGAGGAAGAGUUUGAAGAUGAGGUGUAUGAUGGGAUCAUAGAGGACCCUUAUGGGCAGGUCUAUGGGAGAACACCAGCCACAUAUGCCAUCCAAGAGAAGUCCGAUGUCGCCACCAUGCCCGUCUCGCUGGAGAACCGCUCCUGUGUGCUCCUUCGAAGGGACCUGGUGGCACUCCCUGCUAGUCUCAUCAGCCAGAUUGGGUAUCGGUGCCACCCCAAACUGUACUCUGAAGGGGACCCAGGAGAGAAGCUGGAACUCGUAGCAGGUACAGGGGUGUACAUUACCCGAGGCCAGCUGAUGAACUGUCACCUGUGUGCCGGCAUCAAACACAAGGUGCUUCUGCGGCGCCUGCUAGCUACCUUCUUUGACAGGAACACUCUAGCUAACAGCUGUGGGACAGGAAUCCGCUCAUCAACCAGCGACCCCAGCCGGAAACCGCUGGACAGCCGAAUCCUCAACGCUGUCAAACUGUACUGUCAGAAUUUUGCACCAAAUUUCAAGGAGAGUGAGAUGAACGUCAUUGCGGCUGACAUGUGCACCAAUGCACGGCGUGUCCGUAAGCGCUGGCUUCCCAAGAUCAAGUCAAUGUUGCCGGACGGGAUGGAGGUGUACCGCGGUGGAGUGCCCGGUGCUGGCGUGCCGGGGCAGGGAGCUGCUGGCCUGCUUUUCGAGCCUGAUUUCCAACCGCUGACCGCUGCCGGUUUUAGCUUUGAGCAGCGUAUCUACACCGAGCGCAAAGAACCGUCAAGAACUCAUCCCAGCCCCGGCCUAGAGCUGGAGGGAAGCCCCGACCCACCCUUCGAACCAGAGGGGCAGGAGCCCGAGGGGGAGGGGGAGGAGGAGGAGGAGGACGAUGUAGGGCUUGCUGAAGCCUCUGGGGGUCCACAGGCACAGACCCCCCUCAAUCUUGCGGAAGGCAGCGGCGGUCGACCACACACGCCAGAUAGACGGCAAGAGGAAAAUGGAGAACCACUGCAGAUAAACAUGCAAUGAGUGUCCGGCAAAGGGAAACCUAUACAAAAUCAACAGGCAUAUAUAUACACACCACACACACACACACACACACACACACACACACACACACACACACACAGGCAUAUUAUGUUACUUUUCUCUCCCCCACAGUACCCCAAAUAUUACACGCUUGCACUGACAGCCACACAAUUUCUAAUUUCCUUACUGUCAACAGAAUUUCCAUCAGCAUGUUUUUGUUGAGAGGACCAUACAAUUAAAAACAGCAGUAACUACUCCCUAUAAAACUAUAGGGAUGGGUGGAUUUUUAUUGACACAACAAAUAAAUAAAAAAGGAAACAUGAAAA
Messenger RNA from Acipenser ruthenus (sterlet), 2507 nucleotides. RefSeq names its product nucleus accumbens-associated protein 2-like. The transcript has 6 exons. Gene Ontology annotation, molecular function: protein binding; RNA polymerase II cis-regulatory region sequence-specific DNA binding; DNA-binding transcription factor activity, RNA polymerase II-specific. The record is from RefSeq and is a predicted model, not a curated record. Gene Ontology annotation, biological process: regulation of transcription by RNA polymerase II. NCBI's taxonomy places the organism in Eukaryota, Metazoa, Chordata, Actinopteri, Acipenseriformes, Acipenseridae. The coding region runs from base 418 to 2181 and encodes 587 amino acids.